Perca flavescens (yellow perch) is the source of this 3523-nucleotide messenger RNA. It is a transcript of the gene cd99, whose product is annotated as CD99 molecule. The record is from RefSeq and is a predicted model, not a curated record. The coding region runs from base 551 to 1225 and encodes 224 amino acids. Lineage: Eukaryota; Metazoa; Chordata; Actinopteri; Perciformes; Percidae. The transcript is spliced from 15 exons. Gene Ontology annotation, cellular component: plasma membrane. Gene Ontology annotation, biological process: positive regulation of neutrophil extravasation; homotypic cell-cell adhesion; T cell extravasation.
UUUAGACGUUUGUUUAGAGGAAACUGCGUCACAAGAUGCCCAAACGUUGCAGAUUAACUGAGAAAGUUACAUUUCAUAAAUGCGUUGUAUUGUAAGAUGAAGCGGUUCCAUAGGAGAGGAAAAUCCACUUUGACUGAUCGAGAUCAGCUGAAUCCUGAGAUUAUCGAGGGGGCAGAGUUUUACAGAAUAACAGCUGAUAAUUAAAGAAACCUAAGAAGCAGAUUCGGCCUGGGGCAGGAAAGCUGCACAAUCCGUAAGCAGAGGCAAGGUCCAUCACGGGGCAAGCUGAGCCAGGGAGAAAAAGUAAGGACCGAUAUCAAUUGGCGUCACGAACAGGAUACAGAUCUAAUGAGAGGCUGCAGGCAGCCACACCCGACCGUGUGUGCGCCCCUCCUUCAUCGGCAAAGUUGACUCAUAACAAACUGUAAGAGGACACCAGGCGAGGUUUGCCCUGCAGUCUGAGGCCACAAAUAUCUGCAGCUGAAGCCUGAAAACGUCCCUCCAGAAGUUUGACUUUAAAGAAAGAAGAAAGAGCCCAGUUACCGUCAACAUGAUCGGUUUGAGGAUUGGUGUGCUGCUUCUUCUUCUUGUUGCUGGGACAUUAACAGACGACGGAUUCAACCUGUCUGACGCUCUGGAUGAUCUGGCGCCGCCAUCAACACCUGCAAAGCCCAAAGAGCAGCCCAAGGCUCCCGAGAAACCCAAAACUGACGGGGGGCUGGAACUCUCCGAUGCGUUUGCACCAGAUGAGCCAGCUCCGACUAAAAAACCCAAGAAACCGAGUUCUGGAGAUACGGGUGGUGUUGAGUUCGAUCUGGAGGAUGCUCUGGGUCCAGACCCCAACCCCAAACCGGACAAACCUGCAGUGCACCCCGCAGACCCCGCAAAGCCCCGAGGUGGAGGAUCGUUUGGAGACUCUGAUUUGUCCGAGGUCAGUGACGGAGACUACAAACCUGAUGGAGGACGCUCCGGAGGAGGGCGAGCGGUGGACCCCGGCUACAAUUCUCAGGGUGGUGCUGGCGAUCAGCCUCAAGAAGCUGGAGCCGGGACGGUUGCGGGCAUCGCCAGCGCUAUCGGAGUGGCGCUGCUCGGAGCGGCGUCCAGUUACUUUGCUUACCAGAAGAAGAAGCUCUGCUUCAAGAUACAAGGAGGUGCGGAUCCAGAGAGUGGUAAAGGCCAGCAGUCUGAUCCCCAAGUUUUCAGCGAACUGCUCAGGACGUCCUAAACUCCGUCUGCAUCUGACAACUUAGUGGCCUUCUCUCCAAAACUCAACUUCAUCCAACUGUCCGUCAACUGCCAUCUUCAGUCUGAAGGAUUCCUCUUUCCUUUUACACAACUUCAUCCUCACUUGAAAACUAUAAAUACCAUUAGUUGUGCAUCAUUUAUUUCAAACCAACCCCGGCCAACAGCUGAGCUUUUUAUGAUGAUUUCAAUUACUCCUACCAUUCACAUGAAUUCAUUUAGGCCUGAAACUAUUGAUAAUCUUCACUGUGGAUUAAUGUGUGGAUUAUUCUCUGGAUGAAUGGAUUAGUUGUUUGUUCUCUAAAAUGUCAGAAAAAUGUGGAUCAGUGUUUAGUAGGAGUUUUAUUCAGUCAUCAAAAAAAUACAUAUCAAACAGUAAGCAGUGACUGAAAGGAUUAGGCUGAAGCAAAAGCUUAUAUAUGCCUCUCCUGUGAUCUUAUCCAUUAAAUCGAUUAAAUCGAACUGCCUCAAAGGAAAAGGAAAUAAAAAACAAGAUAUAAGUAAAGAAACAAGAAAAUUAUUCUCAUUUGUAACCCUCAAAAAUAGCAUUACAAACCAUUUUCUUAAAAAACAAAAAUUAGUUGCACAUUUUUUAAUUUAUAUUGACAUUGUUCCAUAAUUUUACCCCAACUGUAGAAAUAACUAUAUUUCUUUGUUUUCUUUUUGAAAAGUAAGUUAAAAAUACCUCUCAAUAUUUACUUUAAUAUAUUGAAGAAAAGAACUUUGGAUACGGUAUGGAAGUGAUUUUAAAUGUUCCCCAAAGCCCAAGACGACUUCAAAUGUCUUGUUUUGUCCACAACUUGAAGAUAUUCAGUUUACUAUCACAGAGGAGAGAAUAAAAUAGAAAAUAUUUACAUUUAACAAGAUGACAUCAUACAAGUUUCACUAUUUUUACAUAAAAAAUGUCUGUCUUUCAACUCAAAUAAGUGUUCAAUUUGACAUUGUGUGGUUUGACAUUGUUUGGAAGUAAGAGAUCAAAUGUUGUAUAUGUAACAUACUGUGUAAGCUUCAGCUUUUCGUUAUUUGUGUGCUGCAAAAUGUAUUGUCUGUAAUUUGAUUCCUUAAAGUUUUUGUUAAAGCGGCACCAUCCCAUAUUUUUAUAUUAUUAUUAUUAUUAUAGCGUCCGAUCUGCACCAAACUUGGCACAUAGUAUCUCCAGAUGGGCCUGAACAAACUUUUUUUAAAUAAUUAAGCUUUGUUUUCAAAAACACACAAAUUGCUAAUGUAUUCUUUUAGCUAGCUACAAAACCACAAACGUUAGUCUAUCUCGAUCAAAUUAAAUGUUAAAUUAACACUAAAAUGGAGAUUCUGGAUUGCCAUGACACGCAGGUACGGCAACAAAUUUGGCAAAUAUUGGCCACUAGAGGGCGCUGCAAAUGCGAAAAGUUUAUAUCUCAUGAAGGGCUCAUGCGAUUUUUACAGAACUUGGAGGGUACUCCGAAGGCCACGCCUACAAUUUUGUACUGAUUGGUCAAAGUCGGCGGGGCCUAUUACACCCCCAAUAAAUGGGCCAUUGCACUUUGGUUUCAACUUUUAGUCUUUCUUGUUUUGAGAGAAUAACGUUUUUUGGAUGUGGUGUAUUUUAUCAGUUUUAUUUCUCAGCUUUGACUCUUGUUGCUUGCUGUAGCAGAGCAUCAGCCAGGAAACACGCACGUAAAGUUUCAUAAAAUCAGAACUGAUGCCUCGACGGCUUUACGCUGUAAAAAGUCCCAUGAGAUAUCAAUGUGUGGAAAGAUAAGCCUGAUUGGUUUAUCUGUCUCUGGGGGCAGAUCAUACACACAUUUUGGGCAAAUCAUUUGAGAAACAUCUUGAAAAUAUGUCAGAAUCUUCAAUAUGAUUUUGAUGCAUUUCUGUCCCUUUUUUCAGCAUUUUUGUUGGCUUUUUUUGUUGCAUUAUUAGUUUCCUUUUUCACCUUUUUUAACACCUUUUUUGAUGCCUUUGGGUCGACCUUUUUGAUGCAUUUUUCCAUCUAAUUUUUCGGCCUUUUCAUCAGGUUUUUUGUUGCCUAUUUUGUUGCCCUUUCACACGUUUUCGUCUGUUGCCUCAGGGGCUUGUGUUAUGAUGUUAAAAACAGUUGCACGCUGUAAAUACUUGAGAAUAAUGUGUAUAAAUCCUCUGCUUUAGGCCUGAUGCUGCAACGAUCAUGAUCUCUGUCUGAACAUGUUUUGUUGUGUCUCAGUUUUACUUCCGGUAUAUUUACAUCUAAAGAUUAGACGAAUGUUUCUUUUGUGAGUGGAUUUAAAGUGUGUGCACGUUUUCAAUAAAGUGGUGUUGUACAGUU